CGGGUACUUCAUUCACUGCUUCCUUUCGCGCCGGGUAGCCGGAGAGCCGUGCGUCCAUGUGCGCAGUGACUGGGAACUGAUAGACCUCUGAGAUAUUAAAAUCCGAGCCGCAAACAGAGUUUUCGCGAUGGAUCCCGAGUCUUUGGUCGAGGCCCUUCGGGGGACGAUGGACCCCAACCUGCGGGAGGCCGCAGAGCGACAGCUGAACGAGGCUCACACCCAGGUAAACUUCAUGUCCACUCUGCUGCGCGUCACCAUGACUGAUCAGCUGGAUUUGCCGGUUAGGCAAGCAGGUGUGAUUUACCUGAAGAACAAGAUCAUCCAGCACUGGAGUGAUGGAGAAGUUGCAGGCACAGAGCCACCAGUUAAUAACAUCCCAGAGGAAGACAGGCAGUUUAUUCGAGACAGCAUAGUAGAGGCAAUCAUCCAGUCCCCCGAGCGCAUCAGAGUCCAGCUGACGACAUGCAUCCACCACAUCAUCAAGCACGACUACCCCGGGAAAUGGACGAGCAUCGUGGACAAGAUUGGCUUCUACCUGGAGUCUGACAACAGUUUAGCCUGGCUGGGGAUCCUGCUCUGCUUAUACCAGCUCGUCAAAAACUAUGAAUAUAAGAAACCAGAAGAGAGGCAGCCUCUGGUGGUGGCCAUGCAUAUCUUCAUGCCCAUGCUGAAGGAUCGCUUCAUCCAGUUGCUCCCAGAUCAUUCAAACGAGUCUGUCCUCGUACAGAAACAGAUCUUCAAAAUUCUCUACGCUCUCUUUCAGUAUAACCUCCCUCUGGAGCUAAUCAACAGACAGAUUCUGACAGAGUGGAUGGAGAUCCUGAAGACGGUUGUGGACAGGGACGUUCCCCCAGAGACUAUGCAGAUUGAUGAAGAUGAGCGGCCUGAGCUUCCGUGGUGGAAAUGUAAGAAAUGGGCCCUUCAUAUCUUGGCUCGACUGUUUGAGAGGUAUGGGAGUCCAGGCAACACAACCAAAGAGUAUGCAGAGUUUGCUGAACUGUUCCUGAAGGAGUAUGCAGUGUCUGCCCAGCAGGUGCUGCUGAAGGUCUUAUAUCAGUAUAAAGAAAAGCAAUACGUGGCUCCCAGAGUUCUCCAACAGACCCUUAACUACAUCAACCAGGGAAUAGCACACGCUUUGACAUGGAAGAACCUCAAACCACACAUCCAGGGCAUCAUUCAGGAUGUGGUUUUCCCCCUCAUGUGUUACACAGAUUCCGACGAGGAGCUUUGGCAGGAGGAUCCGUACGAGUACAUCCGCAUGAAGUUCGACGUGUUUGAGGACUUCAUUUCCCCAACAACAGCUGCCCAGACGCUGCUCUUCACUGCCUGCAACAAGAGGAAAGAGGUACUUCAAAAGACGAUGGGCUUCUGCUACCAGAUUCUCACUGAUCCCAGUUCAGACCCCAGGAAAAAAGAUGGAGCCCUGCAUAUGAUUGGCUCUCUGGCUGAAAUCCUGCUGAAGAAAAAGAUCUACAAAGACCAGAUGGAGUUCAUGUUGCAGAAUCAUGUCUUCCCCCUGUUCCGCAGUGAACUGGGCUACAUGAGAGCCAGAGCCUGCUGGGUGCUGCAUUACUUCUGCGAAGUGAAGUUCAAAAGUGACCAAAACCUCCAGACGGCUCUCGAGCUGACCCGAAACUGCCUCAUUAAUGACAACGAGAUGCCGGUAAAGGUGGAGGCAGCCAUCGCUCUGCAGGUUCUCAUCAGCAACCAGGAGAAAGCCAAAGAAUAUAUUGCUCCCUACAUUCGGCCGGUGAUGCAGGCUCUCCUGCAUAUAGUCAGGGAAACGGAGAAUGAUGACCUGACAAACGUCAUACAAAAGAUGAUCUGUGAAUACAGUGAGGAGGUCACUCCCAUCGCCGUGGAGAUGACGCAGCAUUUGGCGAUGACGUUCAAUCAGGUGAUUCAGACGGGGCCCGAUGAGGAGGGAGGCGAUGAUAAAGCGGUGACGGCAAUGGGCAUCCUCAACACUAUUGACACAUUGCUCAGUGUGGUGGAGGACCACAAAGAGAUCACCCAGCAGCUGGAGGGAAUCUGUCUGCAGGUGAUCGGAACCGUCCUGCAGCAGCACGUGUUGGAAUUUUACGAGGAGAUCCUGUCACUGGCCCACAGCCUGACCUGUCAACAGGUGUCACCACAGAUGUGGCAGCUUCUACCACUUGUGUACGAAGUCUUCCAGCAAGAUGGCUUUGACUAUUUUACAGAUAUGAUGCCUCUCCUUCAUAACUACGUCACAGUGGAUACAGACACCCUCUUGUCAGACACAAAAUACCUGGAGAUUAUCUAUAGCAUGUGCAAAAAGAUUCUGACCGGUGACCCAGGUGAAGAUCCAGAGUGCCAUGCAGCCAAGAUGCUGGAGGUGAUCAUUCUGCAGUGCAAAGGCCGAGGCAUCGACCAGGUCGUGCCCCUGUUUGUUGGCACAGCGCUGGAGCGUCUGACAAGGGAGGUAAAGACCAGCGAGCUAAGGACCAUGUGCCUGCAGGUGGCCAUCGCUGCUCUCUAUUACAGCCCCCCUCUCCUCCUCAACACGCUGGAGAAUUUGCGCUUUCCCAACAGCACUGAGCCAAUCACCAACCACUUCAUAACCCAGUGGCUUAAAGAUGUCGACUGCUUUCUUGGCCUCCAUGACAGGAAGAUGUGCAUCCUUGGCCUCUGUGCUCUCAUUGACCUCGAUCACAGACCUCAGGCAGUCAACCAGGUGGGCGGGCAGCUCCUUCCUGCAGCCAUCCUUCUGUUCAGCGGCCUCAAGAGGGCGUAUGCUUGUCGAGCAGAACACGAGAACGAUGAUGACGAUGAUGAUGAAGAUGGGGAGGAGGAGGAUGAAACUGCGGAGUUGGGGAGUGACGAAGACGACAUCGAUGAAGAGGGCCAGGAGUAUCUGGAGAUGCUGGCGAAGCACGCAGGAGAGGAUGGAGACGACGAAGACUGGGAAGAGGAUGACGCUGAGGAGACGGCACUGGAGGGCUACACUACUGCUGUAGAUGAUGAAGACAACCUAGUGGACGAGUAUCAGAUCUUUAAAGCCAUACUACAGAAUAUCCAGACCCGCGACCCGGCAUGGUACCAGGCACUAACGCAAACCCUAGAUGAGGAGCAGCGCAAACAGCUCCUGGAAAUCGGCACACUUGCAGACCAGAGGCGGGCGGCACACGAGUCCAAAAUGAUCGAGAAACACGGCGGGUACAAGUUCACAGCGCCGGUGGUGCCAUCUACUUUCAACUUCGGGGGCUCUGCUCCAGGAAUGAAUUGAAUCAUCUAUUCUAAUUUUUUUUUUCUUUUUUUUUUAUUACUCUGUGACUGAUUGUAGUGAAGUGAGAAAAAAAAAAGCUUGUGUUGUUCCCUUAAAUAGUAGUUCCAGACCUGGUUCUUCUGAGUCAUUCUUCAAUCUGUCAAAAGAGGGGAAAAGAAGGCACCAAAAGAUAUGGGGAGGGGGGGAAUAACUACAACACAACGGAUGGCUCAGGAAACCAAACCAUGAACUUGAUCAAGACCCAAGAGAAGCUCUAAACAAUGUUGUCCCCUGGAGCCCUGAGACAGCAACUUCCUAUUUUCUUCCCGCUGAAACAAAAAAAAUAAUAAAUGGGGGGUUACCUGAUAGAAUUGAUAAUGGGACUAAAUAUUUCAUUAUCACUGUUGUGAACAUAAGAUCACACCUCUGGUAGUGAUUGAAUCUGCAUAAACAAACAUGUUUAUGUAUAUACAAGCCAAGGUUAUUGGUUUUUCAAGUAUCCUUGGGGGGGAAAAACGACUAGAGGCUUUUGUAAGGUAUCCACAGCUGUAUUCAUAUGUAGCAUAUUGGAUAAUUCAUAGCACUAUGUGAUACCUAAUCUCUGUAAAUUAAUGACUAGCACUUUCAUAUUGUUCAGGUCUUCUAGCCUUCUGUAUCAGACUGCAAAUGUUUUUUUUUUUGUUUUUUUAAUUCAAAACUAUUUAAAAUGGGGGAAACAGGCUGUAACAUUGUUACUUUGCAGGUGUUAACAGCUAAUUAAUAAUGCAUCUGGUUAGUGAAUCAGUUGCAGACAUGAGUUUCAGUAAGAGGAUGCUUUGGUGUUCAAUAAGGCUACGGGACAAGUGUUUGUGAGCACUGGAAGUGGCGUUGGAUACAUCGUUGAAGCAUGUACAGUUCAACUUUUCGUGAAGGUCGCAAGCUUUUGGUUGGUGUAUGGAUGAACCAUCUAUAUAUACAACAUAUUAAAAGAAGCUAAGGGAAA
Molecule: messenger RNA, 4208 nt
Organism: Cyprinodon tularosa
Lineage: Eukaryota; Metazoa; Chordata; Actinopteri; Cyprinodontiformes; Cyprinodontidae
Gene: ipo7
Product: importin 7
Exons: 25
Coding region: 128-3247 (1039 amino acids)
Biological process (GO): protein import into nucleus
Cellular component (GO): nuclear envelope; cytosol
Molecular function (GO): small GTPase binding
Source: RefSeq, a predicted model, not a curated record